This is a messenger RNA of Venustampulla echinocandica, 1512 nucleotides long. RefSeq lists its product as uncharacterized. The record is from RefSeq and is a predicted model, not a curated record. Bases 1 to 1512 code for a protein of 503 amino acids. The transcript is spliced from 2 exons. Lineage: Eukaryota; Fungi; Ascomycota; Leotiomycetes; Helotiales; Pleuroascaceae.
AUGGCGGCCCGCCCCAACAUACUUUUUAUCAUGGCCGAUGACCAUGCAUCUAAGGCAAUAGGAUGCUAUGGCGCGAACAUCAACAAAACUCCGAACAUGGAUCGGAUUGCAGAAGAAGGGAUGAGGUUUAACCACUGCUAUGUCACGAACUCUAUUUGCACGCCGAGCAGAGCUUCGAUUCUCACGGGGACCUAUAAUCAUGUUAAUGGUGUUGUCACCCUGGCAAGCAAAAUCAACAAGCACAUACCUAACGUGGCCAAGCACAUGCGUACUGGCGGAUAUCAGACCGCGAUGAUCGGGAAAUGGUACUUGGGAGAGGGAAGUGACCACGAGCCUACUGGGUUUGAUUUCUGGUCUGUUGUGUCAGGGCAGGGCUCGUAUCACGAUCCAGAGAUGAUUGAAAUGGGCCAGACACGAAAUGAGAAAGGCUAUGCUACCGAUAUCAUUACGGACAAGUCCCUAAACUGGCUGGAGAAGCGUGAUAAAACAAAGCCUUUCUUCCUGAUGUGCCAUCACAAAGCACCACAUCGGUCGUGGGAGUGCGAUCCAAAGCACAAGGACCUCUAUACGGAAGACGUCAAAGUCCCGGAGACUUUCGAUGAUGACUACAAAAACCGCGCCCAAGCAGCAGCCGAAGCCAAGAUCAGGCCAGAUGGGGGAUCAGAGGUUGGCGAGCUUGUCAACCAGACAUCUACCUUGAGAAAGAUCCCAAAUCCCCAGGAUGUGACAAAACUGCGGCUCAUUGAUAAAGAGCGUGGUGAGGUGUUCACGUUCAAGACAAAUGCUGAGCUACGGCAUUUCAAAUAUCAACGCUAUAUCAAGCGCUACCUUCGCACCAUUGCCUCGAUCGACGAUAACGUUGGGAGGAUGCUCAAGUAUCUCGAUGAUGAAGACCUGGCGCGUGACACCGUCGUUGUUUAUACCUCCGACCAAGGGUUCUUCCUCGGUGAUCACGGCUGGUUCGACAAACGAUUUAUGUACGAAGAGUCUUUCCAAAUGCCGUUCAUGGUUCGAUAUCCACGAGAGAUUGCCGCCGGCAGUAUAUGCGACGACAUCGUCUGCAAUGUCGACUUUGCAGCCACGUUCCUAGAUCUAGCAGAGUUGCAACAGCCGUCUUACAUGCAGGGCCACUCGUUCCGCAAGAUCUUGAACGGUGCCACGCCUACCAAUUGGCAGCAGGUGGCCUAUCACCGUUAUUGGAUGCAUCGAGAUGCAGAGCAUAAUGCGUAUGCGCAUUACGGCAUCCGAGAUCAGCAGUACAAGCUGAUCUACUGGUACAACGAAGGGUUUGAAUUACCGGGCACGUCGGCUGGAGGACAGCCAAGGGAGUGGGAGCUUUUUGAUUGUGAAAAGGAUCCUUUAGAACUGUUUAACGUCUUUAGUGAGCCUCAGUAUGCCGAGGUUGUUCGGAGGAUGAUUAUUCAAUUGGACGAUAAGAUGAGGGAGAUCGGAGAUGAACCUGAGCAUGUACCUGGUCAGUUUCCUUCGAUAAUAGGUGGGGGGAAAAUGUAG